Messenger RNA from Drosophila navojoa, 3341 nucleotides. RefSeq names its product Ca[2+]-channel protein alpha[[1]] subunit T (gene Ca-alpha1T). Gene Ontology annotation, molecular function: low voltage-gated calcium channel activity; voltage-gated sodium channel activity. Lineage: Eukaryota; Metazoa; Arthropoda; Insecta; Diptera; Drosophilidae. Gene Ontology annotation, biological process: calcium ion import; calcium ion transmembrane transport; membrane depolarization during action potential. Gene Ontology annotation, cellular component: plasma membrane; voltage-gated sodium channel complex; voltage-gated calcium channel complex. The record is from RefSeq and is a predicted model, not a curated record.
UUGCCACGGGCAUGUUUUAUGGCCCGGAUGCAUACUUCACGUCCGGCUGGAAUAUAAUGGAUGGAUCUUUGGUUACAAUUUCGAUAAUUGAUUUGUUAAUGUCAUUGAUUAGCGAGUCGAGCCCGAGGAUAUUUGGGAUUUUAAGGGUGUUUCGUCUACUUCGUUCCCUACGGCCGCUGCGUGUGAUCAACCGAGCGCCGGGUCUGAAACUAGUCGUUCAAACGCUCUUAUCAUCCCUGCGUCCCAUCGGGAACAUCGUGCUGAUCUGUUGCACCUUCUUCAUCAUCUUUGGCAUCCUCGGCGUCCAGCUGUUCAAGGGCACCUUCUUCUACUGCGAGGGCGAGAACAUUAAGAACGUACGAAACGCCGACGAGUGCCGUCGCAUACCGGGCAACGUCUGGACGAAUCGCAAAUACAAUUUCGAUGACCUCGGCAAGGCGCUGAUGUCCCUCUUCGUGCUCAGCUCCCGCGACGGCUGGGUGAACAUCAUGUACACGGGCCUCGAUGCCGUCGGCGUCGACCAGCAGCCGAUCGUCAACUACAACGAGUGGCGGCUGCUGUACUUCAUAGCGUUCAUAUUGCUGGUCGGCUUCUUUGUGCUGAACAUGUUUGUGGGCGUGGUGGUGGAGAACUUCCACCGUUGCCGCGAGGAGCAGGAGAAGGAGGAGAAGAUCCGGCGAGCCGCGAAGCGAGCGCUCCAAAUGGAAAAGAAACGCCGGCGCAUGCACGAGCCGCCCUACUACACCAACUACUCGCCCACCCGAAUGUUCGUGCACAACGUGGUCACAUCGAAGUACUUUGACCUGGCCAUAGCCGCCGUCAUCGGGCUGAAUGUGGUCACCAUGGCCAUGGAGUACUACAAGAUGCCCAUUCCGCUGCAGUAUGCGCUGAAGAUCUUCAACUACUUCUUCACGGCCGUGUUCAUACUGGAGGCGAACAUGAAGCUGGUGGCACUGGGCUGGCGGCUCUACCUGAAGGAUCGCUGGAAUCAGCUGGACGUGGGCAUUGUUCUGCUCUCGAUCGUGGGCAUUGUCCUCGAGGAGCUGGAGACGAACAUAAUCCCCAUUAACCCGACGAUAAUACGCGUGAUGCGCGUGCUACGCAUCGCCCGCGUCCUGAAGCUACUCAAGAUGGCGAAGGGCAUACGAGCCCUGCUCGACACCGUCAUGCAGGCCCUGCCCCAGGUGGGCAACCUGGGGCUGCUCUUCUUCCUGCUGUUCUUCAUAUUCGCGGCGCUGGGCGUGGAGCUGUUCGGCCGUCUCGAGUGCUCCGACGAGAUACCCUGCCAGGGACUUGGCGAGCAUGCGCACUUCGCCAACUUUGGCAUGGCUUUCCUCACAUUGUUUCGCGUAGCGACUGGCGACAACUGGAACGGCAUCAUGAAGGACACGCUGAGGGAUAACUGCGAUGACGCCGCCGAUUGCGUGCGCAAUUGCUGCGUCAGCUCAUUUAUUGCUCCCAUAUUCUUUGUGAUAUUCGUUCUAAUGGCGCAAUUCGUUUUAGUGAACGUCGUCGUGGCUGUUUUGAUGAAACAUCUCGAGGAGAGCCACAAGCAAAUGGAAGACGAGCUCGACAUGGAGGUGGAGCUGGAGCGCGAGCUGGUGCGCGAACAGGAAUUUGCCCAGGAGCAAAAACUGUGCCAGCAGCUGGCGGAGGCGCAGGCCAAGCUGCCCGCACCGCCCCGACCCCUGGCCAAGGUCAAAUCCCUGCCCAAGAACUUCAUCUACAGCACACCCUCGCUGGACAAGAAGUUCCCCAGCGUCAGUCUCACUGGCAGCACCGCCAACAACAUUGCCGCCGGCGCUGGCCAGCGACGCCAGACCGUGCAAUACUUUAACCAGCAGCAGCAGCAGCAGCAGCAACACCAGCAACACCUGCAGCAGCAACAUCCACAUCCACAUCAACAGCCGCAACAGCAGCCGCAUCAUCUGAGCCUGGCUGAGAUGGGCAGCGCGCUGGCGCCUCAGAGCCUGAGCGCACGGUUGGGGGAGCCCUUCGGGGGCGCUAUGACGGCAGCUGGAAGCGGUCCGGGCUCCGAGCUGCUGGGCUUGCAGCUGCCGCCAUUGGGCCGCCGCGGGCGACGCGCCUCCGCCGCCGCCGGGUUCCGCAAGCGCGGCGUGCUGUCCAAGGAGCGAUCGCUCGACGAGCAGGCCAUCAGGCGACGCAACCUGGAGGCGAAGCGCACCAGUUGCGAUUCGCUGCCCUGGGGCGGCGAUGCGCUCGACUAUAGGCGUGGCACCAUAUUCGAGAGCCUCGAAUCGGAUCCCGCCUCCAGCUAUGACCUGGACGUGCGCAGCAUACGCAGCGCCGAGGUCCCCAGGCCGCGUGACGACGACGACCCGCUGGAGCCGCUGGCUGUGGUCAGUGCUCUGGUCCAGCCGACGGCAACGCCAUCGUCGCCCCCCAUAACAACAGCCACGCCCACGCCAACGCCAACGCCAACAUCUAUGCCCCAGCCCCAGUUACAGUCACAGCCCCAGCCCCAGUCACAACAGCAGCAUCCGCGUCGACCCUUUGGCUGGUCACAGUCGGUGGAUCAGGGCUGCCUGCUGGGCCCCGGCGGACGCAGCAGCUUGCUGCUCUCGGUGCCACGUUCGAUGCCCCCUCGCAGUCGCAGCGGCAGCACGAAGCAGCUCUUCAAGCAGCAGGCGCUCGAUGAGGACGCCGACAUGGAUGAGAACUCGCUGCUGUUGCCCGCCACGCAUCUGGCAGCAACUGUUGCUCCCAGCGCGGAGCAUCCAACGGCAACAGCAACAGCAGCCGCAGCAGCAGCAGCGGCAGCGGCAGCAGCAGCGAGCGACGUUGACGGCGACAGCGAUGCCGUCGACGUCAGCAGCGCAGCGGGCCUAAGCAAAUCCGAUUCAGCGGACAUCAUGCGCAUCAUUAGCGAGCGCAGGCGCAUGGAUCAGCGGGAUCAGUGCGGGAACGAGGACAGCGACUACAAUGAGCUGCUCCUGGUCAAGUCGCCGCAAUCCUCAACGGACUAAGCCCUCGAGAGAGAGAGAGAGAGUUGUCUCUGUCGCUCUCUCACAAUCUCUCUCUCCUCUCUCGCUCUCUCUCACUGUCACUCUGUCAUCCAGUCAUCAUACCUUGAAGCAGGCUUACUAUAAGUAGUUUUAAGCAUUAUCGAUAGACGAUAACACGACAACACAAAGCUCGCCUGUUAGCAUAAGCAUACUAUAGCCAUGUCCGCCCCCCCCCCCCUACCUCUCACACAUCCUGCCCCCUCACUCAACCGCACACAAGCUUGCUGAGAGUGUGUGUUUAUGCGCAUUUGGGUGUUAUCGAUAAACGAUAAGAAACAAGACGCAAGCCUGUACACCUGUUUGUAUACAUAUAUC